AUGGGCACGAUUCAAUUACCGGCAGUCGCAAUUAUAAGCCAGCAAACGGGCCUGCAGGCAGACCUGCGCACCGCGCUGCGUUUCUCCCAGGACGUACCAGAAAAUGUCAGGAUUCGUUGCGCCGAUGACAUUACCAGGCUGCGCACCGAAGAAAAGCUCUGGAUUGUCCCCGCGACUCCUUGUCGAAUCCGCAUCUCGAUUCAGUUGCUCGGCCGCGUCUCUAGCCAGAUUCUAGACAUGAGAGAAGCGGCGAGCUGGAUUGAACGCUGCGACAUUUGGGAGCGCCUUUGGCUGCGGAACGGGCUGAGUGACGACACUGAAACAUUCCUUAUCAAGGAUGACUCACCUACCGUGUGUAUCGACUACGAUGCGUUGGAAGGAACCCCUCCCUUUGCCGCGGGGGACUUCACAGAAGCUGUCGCCAUCGGCGGCGGAGGAUGGAAACAAAUGUCGGGCAGCACAGACGAUAUGAUUGAGUUUGGCAGCGAUUUCUUCACCAUGGAAGCAUACUUCGAUAUGUAA
This is a messenger RNA of Cordyceps fumosorosea ARSEF 2679, 522 nucleotides long. RefSeq lists its product as hypothetical. The record is from RefSeq and is a predicted model, not a curated record. The coding region runs from base 1 to 522 and encodes 173 amino acids. The transcript has 3 exons. NCBI's taxonomy places the organism in Eukaryota, Fungi, Ascomycota, Sordariomycetes, Hypocreales, Cordycipitaceae.